Suillus subalutaceus is the source of this 2622-nucleotide messenger RNA. RefSeq lists its product as uncharacterized. Lineage: Eukaryota; Fungi; Basidiomycota; Agaricomycetes; Boletales; Suillaceae. The coding region runs from base 1 to 2622 and encodes 873 amino acids. The record is from RefSeq and is a predicted model, not a curated record. The transcript has 9 exons.
AUGACUAUCUACAUGUCACGGCUGUAUGGGAUGGUUCACAGCUGCAUGCCAUUCCAUCGGAUCAGUCAAUGGACUGGGGGAUUCUUUGAGGACACUUCCUUGACCAAGAUAGGGCUGGAAAUUUACCUCGGUCACCAGGGAAAGCCUUGCCCAGAAGUGACUGAUGAUUGGUACGACACAGAUAAUGAAGGAGACAAUUUUGCUGAAGGCUAUGCACUUGGUCCCAACAUGCAACUAUUUGAAAUCGGCCUCUUCCCAGCAUCUUUCACUUUGCCAAAGACAGUGUUCACAUUUGCAGUGUUGGACAACUUCCUGUUGGAUAACCUGGAAUGUGGAAUGUUGGCAAUGAACUACUAUAGCAAAUUAAGGCGAAUCACUUCAAGCGUAUUCCCGCAUCUGGUUCCAUGGAGACAGCUGAAGCAGCUCAAGUGGCAUGGGUUCGGCCAUGAGAAGCAAAAGCCAAAGUCAGGGGAGCUUGCACUGUUCUGUCCUGCAUGUCCGCAGCCCGGGGUAAACAUCAAUUUGGCAGAAAGGAAUGUGUCUGAUCCUGCAUGGCUAUAUUCGAGAUCCUUGGUGAUGGAUGGCAACUUCAAGGCCGAGCAUCUGUUUCCAGUGAAUCCAACCGAUGAGGUGGCAUUGACCGAUGGCCUUGGAUUUAUGGUCGGCGAUGGCCGAUACAAACUGCAUCUCGCUGAGGCACAGGAUAUUGUACAUCGGUCGGACUGCAACAACCACCGAGCUGUCAAUCAGGCGAACGCUUCACGUCACAAGCUUGAAGCAACUGGGAUUGGCGGUUGUGCAUGCGCUAGACAUGGGUGUUUUGUACCUCAUUCAAUGGUGGACUUUCAAAAGGGGGAAAGGCAGAUGAACAUGGAUUAUGCGCUGUGUCAAGCUCUGGGGUACAACACUGAUGGGAUUGACCGGGCAUUGGUGUUCUAUGACAUCAACUGUCAAUACCACAAGCAUCUCGACCAGCGGGUUGAGGAGUCGCCUUAUCUUGACCUUCCAUGGGGCAUGGAGGUAAUCCCUGGCAUCGGUCUCUGGCAUGUCCACGUCCAUCAAGACAAAUGCUACGUAUGGUAUGCAUCCAACUUCAUCACCGGUGCUGCCAGGAUCGACGGCAAAAUCAUGGAGACCCUGUGGGCACCCUUGAACAUCAUAUCACCGUCGGCGAGAGGAAUGUCCACCCCCCACCAAAAGGAGUGUUUGGAUUUUCAAAUGAAUGACUGUAAUUUUAUGAAGAUGAUAAGGAUGAGCAAAUUCCUUUGCCAAAAAUUCAAGGAGGCUGUGCAGGGAGUGCGAGACAGCCAACACGCAUUUGACCGAUUGAGUGAGACUGCCGAUCAUGAUACCCUUGUCAAAUGGGAAGCAGAGGCUGCCACCGCUCAGGAUGACCAACUCGAAAAUCCCAGCGCCAUGGAUAUAUAUGAAGUUAAAAUGACAAAAGCACCGACAAGGAAACAACAAGAGUUGCAUCUGUUGACCCGACAGGUGAGAUGGCCGGCCGGCGAGAUCCAUCAAGGUGCUGCAACAUGGCUGGCAUCUGGAAUAACACUGGAGGAGGCGCAAGUUGCACUCCUGAUUGAUGUGAAGAAACUUGGAAGGCGGCCAACCAAUGCUCAGAAGCUGGCGAUAGCUCGGCGCCGCGACAGAAUGCAAGGUCAAAUAGAUGAAUUCGUCAGGGUGGCAGUGACAUUUCUCGGCGAUCAACUGGAUGAAUAUGAUCAGUUGGACCUCAUGACCAUGAUGUUGGAUGCUGCAGAACUGGAUUCUGCUGGGUCAUCAUCUGACAAUCCUGAUCAGCUGGAUGACGAAGACCGAUAUGAUAUGCUGGUCAAGUUCACUCCCGAGACCCUGGUAAUUCCACUGCCCUCGAACAUAGGGAUUGAAAGAUGUGCUGAGUGGGGCGUCGCCGACCUGGUGCUCCAAGAAAUAUUAUUGAGAGAAGGUCAAGCCAAUGACGCAUUGCAUGCCAUCAGGGUUAACUUGGCCAACAAGGCUGUUCUCUUCCGCACCACGGUCCGGUUGGCAAAGUCACAAGCUCGGUCAACUCGUGCAUGGGCCCGGGUGCACUUGGUGGACAAGAUCCUUCACUUAAAUGUACAGAUAUACUCCAAAUGUGGCAGCCAACUCAUUCACCUCGGCGCCGAUGACUUACUGGCCAAGUUUUGGCCAUUGGAGAAGGCCAACCUAAAGGCUACUACGGUGGUGGCAGACCCAAAUGCUCGUGGGCAAAGGAAUAGCACAUUGGCGUGGUUCUGGUCCAUUGAUGUUCAAGGAGAUUCCACCAGCAAUGACUGGAUGAAUGAAUUUUACCGUGUCCAUUGGCUUAGAACGCUGGCACUGCGUGAUAGAUGGGCAGAGGAGCUCCUGCUGGUCGGUCGGGAAAUGAUAUGGGUGGUUGAUUUUUUUCUUCACAAAUCACAACGAUGGGUCGGCCGAAUGCAAGAGGCCGAUGCAAACCAGAAGGUCGGUCAUUGGUGCUAUGCGGUCCACCAGGCUCAAAUUUAUCUCCAACUCUCACAGCAAGCCCAAGAUAGCUUUGAAAGGACAAAGGGGAUGGCGAGGGUGGCAGAGUGGACCGGGGUCUACAGUGCCACAACCGCAUUCGGGUGGUGGUAA